Molecule: messenger RNA, 888 nt
Organism: Hydra vulgaris (swiftwater hydra)
Lineage: Eukaryota; Metazoa; Cnidaria; Hydrozoa; Anthoathecata; Hydridae
Product: enolase-phosphatase E1
Molecular function (GO): acireductone synthase activity; magnesium ion binding
Source: RefSeq, a predicted model, not a curated record
UAUUUUAAACCUGAUUUUAAAAGUAAUUUUUCAGGAAGUUAAUAUGACAAAUGAAAGUUUUAAAUCCAUUCUUAUUGACAUUGAAGGAACAACUGUCCCAAUAUCGUUUGUUAAAGAUAUCUUGUUUCCUUAUGUACGUAUACAUUUACGUCAGUACCUAGAAAAAGAGUUUUCAAAUGAUGAAUGUCAAGAGGCACUUCGUGAUCUGUCAAAUCUUGCUCUUGAAAAUGGUACACUUCCAAUAAUCAAUCUUUAUGAUGAAAAAGAAAAAAUCGUCAAAGAUACUUUAGAUAAUGUUUUUUGGCAAAUGGACUCUGAUAUGAAAACAACUGCACUAAAGAAACUACAAGGUUUAGUUUGGAAAAGUGGGUUCAAUAGUAAACAGUUGGUAGGAGAGGUAUUUCCUGAUGUUGUUCCUGCGUUAAAAAAAUGGAAUGAUGAUGGUAUAAAUUUGUAUAUUUACUCAUCAGGAAGUGUAAACGCUCAAAAAUUAUUAUUUAGAUAUUCUGACCAGGGUGACAUGCUUGAGUUUUUCAAAGGUCAUUUUGAUACAGCCAUUGGAUCUAAAAUUGAAGAGGAAUCCUAUUUAAGAAUUGCUGAGAAAAUUAAAACAGCUGUUGAGGAUAUACUUUUUUUAACAGAUAGUGUAAACGAAGCCAGGGCUGCAACAUCUGCAGGGAUUAAAACUGUCCUUUUGAUUAGACCUGGUAACCAAGAUUUGCCUCCUGAAAUCGAGUUCGAAUGCGUAAAAUCAUUUGAUGAUAUUUCCGUUUUCAAAAAUAACUUUAAAAAAUAAAAUUUUAUUAAAUUAAAAACUAUCAUUUACUAAUGUAUUAGUAUCUAUUUGGACAUUAUAAAUCUUUAUGUUUAUAAAAAUAUUGAAUAGCA